Clupea harengus (Atlantic herring) is the source of this 3863-nucleotide messenger RNA. RefSeq names its product G-protein coupled receptor family C group 6 member A-like. Bases 630 to 3482 code for a protein of 950 amino acids. The record is from RefSeq and is a predicted model, not a curated record. NCBI's taxonomy places the organism in Eukaryota, Metazoa, Chordata, Actinopteri, Clupeiformes, Clupeidae. Gene Ontology annotation, biological process: G protein-coupled receptor signaling pathway. Gene Ontology annotation, cellular component: plasma membrane. Gene Ontology annotation, molecular function: G protein-coupled receptor activity. The transcript is spliced from 8 exons.
UGACACAGCUGGUGCAACCUGUAAUAGCAGUGAGGGCUGUUGCCAUAACAACUGCAAAGUAUCGAGCCUCGAGCAGUUUGUGUGGUAAGUCUGAGUGAAAUGUUCUAGUUCUUGAUUUUGAACACAAUACACAUUUGUACUGUACUGUAUGACAAUGUGUCCACGAUAAAAUACCAAUGGAUCACAAUCAUGUGUGAAUGUCUUUGUAAAUUUGAGUGUUUGAGUUCACAAAUGUUCAUUUACAUGUCUGGUUAUCUAUCUUUAAGCAUCUUUAUCUGAUAUAAAUCUAACACACCUUUGACUAAACUUGCUUUGAAAAGUGAAUUUCCCACUUGUAGUCAUGUACUUUCCAAUAACAGUAAACAUGUCCUUCUAGUUUUCUACCAGCCCAUUUAGCUAUAAGCUCUUCGUGCCAUUAGAAACUCAUUGUGGAAUGUGAUUUUUCUUCAUUCUGGCGUGCUUUCCCAUAAAUCGAGUUGUAGCUCUACUUCGUCCUUCCCACUGAGUGAUGCUAUCUAAUACCUGCAGUCAUUCUCGUAAACAAGAGUUCUCCUCUCAUCUAUAAAACAGAGCCACACUCGGAGGAAUGUCAAUUUCACGCUCUCUCAUGCAACGCAACACAGCGCAACAUGUGGCUCCGUCUCCUCAGCUUGGUGCUAUGGGCAGCGCUUGUCCAGGUCUCCCAGACGAAUGUGAAGAUCUCUCCGCGUAACGCCUUUAUGGAUGGGGAUGUUAUCAUAGGGAUCCUCAGCUCUGUUCACUCCACAGUCGAUAACCUCCAGGGCCGUGUUCGACCAGAGGAGUUCACCUGCAGCAAUUUUGACCAGAUUUCCUUCGUCCGAAUGCUGGCUGCCAUCUACACUAUUGACACCAUAAACGAAGCUAAUUUUCUUCCUGGUGUUCGGCUGGGAUAUGCCGUUUAUGACCCAUGUGCUGACGCCACCAAAGCUCUCCACUCUGUGGAACAGAUGCUGUCAACCAACGGCUCUUUGCCUGUCAUGGAUGAUUACUCUGAGUUCCGACCACAAGUUAAGGUUAUCUUAGGGGCACGAUACUCUCUGUUGACCAUCCCUGUGGCCAAACUUCUCAGCGUCUAUCUCUUCCCUCAAAUAAGCACCACAUCCUCCGCGGUUGUUCUGAGCGAUAAGCUGAAGUUCCCGGGGUUUUUCCGAGUGAUCCCCAGUGAUGUGUACCAGACAGAGGCCUUGGUGCAGCUCAUAAGACACUUUAAAUGGAACUGGGUUGGUCUGGUCUCUAUGGAUGAUGACUACGGUAGGGGAGUCCACCAAAGUUUCCUGAAGGAUGCAGAGGAGGCUGGGGUGUGUGUGGCCUAUGAGGAGGUCGUUCCACACUAUCUGGGCCACGCGGAGAGUAAGAAACGAAUCAAGGAGGUGGCCAGGAAGAUACAGCUCUCUGAUGCACAGGUGGUGAUGGUGAUCCUCCGACCAGAGCUGGUGGAGAUGCUGUUUGAGGAGAUGAUCCGCUCCAAUACCACUCGAGUUUGGAUCGCCAGUGAUGUUUGGUCCAGGUCUACAGAUGUGGCAAAAAUGAAGGACAUCAACAAGGUUGGAGACAUUCUUGGGUUCAGUUUCAUCUCAGGAAAAAUCACUGGGUUUGAGCAAUACUUACAGAACCUACCAAUUGGGCCAGGUGUGAGAAAUGAUUUCAUCGUAGAGUACAAGCAGAAAGACUGCCCUGCUGAUUCCCCAGAGGUUUGCAGUAAGCCCAACGCUGACUAUCUGGUGAAGAACACAGACCUCCCAGUGGUCUAUGGAGAGUGGGUGGCUAUUUGGAGCAUAGCUCAUGCUCUGCAAGAACUACUUGGAUGCAAUGAAACAUUCUGUCCAGGAGAUACUCAUUUCCCUCCAUUUGAGCUUCUUGACAAGCUCCACAAGGUGAAUUGUACCCUUGAUGGUAAGAGACACUUCUUCAAUAAAGAUGGUGACUUUGAAGACGGCUAUGACGUCAUCAUGUGGGUGCCAGACGGUGAGCACAGACGUGCUGAAGUGAAAGGGAGCUUCACCAUACAGCCAAGAGAAGUGGUGGUCAAUAGUCAUGACAUCAUAUGGACUUCAACCCCCAACAACACUGUAUGUACAAACACAAUUCAACCAAGGAGGCAGUCUCUUGUGCAUUUACCUUUUCACUGCAGUUAUACUAUACCAAUAUGUGCUUCACUUCCAAUCCAACAGAUACCUGUAUCACGGUGCUCACCAUCAUGUAAUCCUGGCUCUUCAAAAAAGGUGUCUAAUGUUUCCUGCUGCUACAGCUGCACCCCCUGUGAUGAAGGGUCCUACUCAGACAGAUAUGAUGAAGAUGACUGCCAUCCGUGCCCUAAUGACACUUGGUCUCUGAAGGGAUGGACUAGAUGUGAACCACGCACUGUAAAGUAUCUGCAGUGGUCUGGCCCAUAUCCCAUUGCUCUCCUAGUGGGAGUGGGCGUUGGGCUCCUGCUUCUCAUAAUAGUUUUUGUGUGUUUCAUUGUCUACCGGAACACCGUACUAAUCAAGUCCGCCAAUCUUCUCAUGUCUUGCUUCAUGAUGGUUGGUUUGGCGGUGAGUUUUGGAAGUGUGGUUCUAUUCAUGGAUGAACCCAGCAUCCACCUCUGCCGAGCCCAGCAGACCAUGUAUGCCUUGGGCUUCACCCUCUGUGUCUCCUGCAUCUUGGUCAAAGCUUUCCGCACGUUCCUGGCAUUCAUGGCUUUUGAUCCUGUGAGACACCAUCGUCUGAACAAGCUCUACAAGCCCCUGAUUAUUAUGGUCCUGGCGACCUCUGUUCAAGGGCUGGUCUGUGUGUUCUGGCUGAUCUAUGACACCCCUAAUGUGGAUCAGACUCCCCCAUCCAACCAGAGCAUGAUCCAUGUGCUGCAGUGCAGCGAGGGCUCCAGCGUGGGUUUUGGGGUGAUGCAUGGCUACAUCGCUCUGUUAGCACUCAUCUGCUUCCUGCUGGCCUUCAAAGGAAGGAAGGUGCCGCACGACUUCAGCGAGACCGGCAUCAUCAUCUUCAGCAUGCUUAUCCACUUGUUUGUGUGGCUCUGCUUCAUCCCCAUCUACAUCACCAAAAAUGAGUCACGCCCCAUCGUACAGGCCUCCGCCAUCUUAGUCUCCAACUACGGCAUCAUAUUCUGUCACUUCUUACCCAAGUGCUACCGAGCCAUUUGGGGCAAAAACACGACAGAGCGAAUCAGGGCUCGUCUACGCCAGUUUUCUGAGUCUAAAAAACGCGCCUCCGUAGACUCCGGCCUUAGCUCCCAAGACUUAGAGAUGGACCCCGGGUCACGCCGCUCCGUAAGCUUCGCCCUUCCCCCAUUCACUUCAUCAGAGUCCUUGACAGAUUCGGGGUUUCUGCCUACCAGUAGGCAUCUUUCCCUGACCUCUGCUUCUCCCCAGUCAACCAGUCCAUCAGCAGAAGACCCUUCGUUCAACCUGAGUCAUGCUGAUUCUGUCUUUGUUAUAACAGCACCUGAGGUCACACUGCUCUAGAGAGACCAGACAUGGCAAUAAGACAGAGACGGAGAAGCCGGAGAAGGUGUGUUUUAUGUCCAUAAUGUUUAUGUAAUGUUAUAUGUGUUGUUAUUCUGAUGAUAUUCAUCAGCAAUUUCAUAAUGAUAAUCAUCAGUUUAUUAGAGCAAAACACUGUUCCAUUGUUCUCUCAUUGUCUCAUAUCCUAUCGUAUACUAUGUGGUUGUUCUGACCUUUGGAAUUAUAUUAUAUGUAGUAACUUUUUUACUUUAGAAAAUACAUUUACUCUAAGAUACUUUUAAGUACAUAUUUGGGUGUAAAUUACAUGUAAUAUGGAUUUUGCUUUUAACCAGGUAUUAUAAAAAUAAUAUGUACAUUUAUAAUAAACUUAACUGAUUAAUA